This is a messenger RNA of Danio rerio (zebrafish), 5342 nucleotides long. The record is from RefSeq and is a predicted model, not a curated record. Lineage: Eukaryota; Metazoa; Chordata; Actinopteri; Cypriniformes; Danionidae.
AUACAGUUGUAGACUUGACCUCAUUUAGUCCAACAGUUUUCCGACUUUUUCCAGCAGAUGCCGCGGUAAAUUCGAAGCCGGCCAGUAGGCGGACAGACGCAGGAGCGGCUCCGGCAAACACCCCUCCCUCCCACCUCCCAGACUGGGGCAAAACAAGCCGUCCUCCAGCAGGCGACGGGGGCGAGGAGAAGCCUGGUCAGCUGGAGCAGCACAGAUGUCAUCCCUCCAGAGGAACACCGCCGAUAUAAUGAACCGGAGAUUGUGCCAUCGCAUUUUCCGCUCCUUCAUGUGUCCGUGAGCCGCAGGAGGACAGUAUGAAGUGCUACGCGUACUAAAAUCCAGUCUAAAAGAUGAAAUGCUUCUCCCGGUACCUGCCUUACAUCUUCAGACCGCCCAGCAGCCUCCUGUCGUCCAGCUGCCACACUGAGGCUGACAUCAUAUCCACGGUUGAGUUCAACCCGACAGGAGAACUGCUGGCCACUGGAGACAAAGGUGGACGAGUGGUGGUCUUCCAGAGAGAGCAGGAGAGUAAGAACCAGCCUCAUCGUCGAGGGGAGUACAAUGUUUACAGCACCUUCCAGAGCCACGAGCCUGAGUUUGACUACUUGAAAAGCCUGGAGAUUGAGGAGAAGAUCAACAAGAUCCGAUGGCUGCCGCAGCAGAACGCCGCAUAUUUCCUCCUGUCCACUAAUGAUAAAACCGUAAAGCUAUGGAAAAUAAGCGAGAGAGACAAACGACCAGAGGGCUACAAUCUAAAGGAUGAAGAUGGCAGGAUACGGGACCCGUCCACCAUCACAGCUCUGAGGGUGCCUGUGUUGAGGCCAAUGGACUUGAUGGUUGAAGCAACACCUCGCCGCAUUUUCGCGAACGCUCACACCUAUCACAUCAACUCAAUCUCCGUCAACAGUGACUACGAAACGUACAUGUCCACAGAUGACUUGAGGAUCAACCUGUGGAACUUGGAGAUCACAAACCGAAGCUUUAAUAUUGUGGACAUAAAGCCAGCCAACAUGGAGGAACUGACUGAGGUGAUCACAGCGGCUGAGUUUCACCCUAACCAGUGCAACACGUUUGUCUACAGCAGCAGCAAGGGCUCGAUAAGACUGUGCGACAUGAGAACCUCCGCACUUUGCGACAACCACUCUAAGCUGUUUGAGGAACCAGAAGACCCCAGUAAUCGUUCCUUCUUCUCGGAGAUCAUAUCCUCCAUCUCGGAUGUGAAAUUCAGCCACAGCGGACGCUACUUGAUGACCCGUGACUACCUCACAGUGAAGGUGUGGGACAUCAAUAUGGAGAGCAAGCCUUUGGAAACUUACCAGGUCCAUGACUAUCUUCGCAGUAAGCUGUGCUCGCUGUACGAGAAUGACUGCAUCUUCGACAAGUUUGAAUGUGUCUGGAAUGGAACUGACAGUGUCCUAAUGACAGGCUCCUACAACAAUUUCUUUCGCAUGUUCGAUCGGAACACGAAGCGCGACGUGACUCUGGAGGCCUCGCGGGAGAACAGCAAACCCAGAGCCAUCCUCAAACCACGCAAAGUUUGUGUCGGCGGCAAGCGGCGUAAAGACGAAAUCAGCGUAGACAGUCUGGACUUCAGCAAGAAGAUUCUACACACCGCAUGGCAUCCCAAUGAGAACAUCAUCGCCGUGGCUGCCACCAACAACCUCUAUAUAUUUCAGGACAAGGUCAACUAGCACGUAGCUCUGACGUCUCCAGUUUAACAGCAACAAAAGGCACUAUUUCUCUAGAUGGACCAGGAGUGGAAAGGUUGGGACUCACUAACCGUGAGGAACAUCUAGAUGAGCUUUGCCUUCACAGCAGAUUUGACGCUGCACUGAAUCUGACGAAAAACUUGAAAAUGCACUGCGAACCACGGACAAUGGCUGUUGGACUGCUUUUGUUUUUAAUUAAAAUCUCCCCUUUCUGUAGGUUUACUGGUUACCCACAGCAGUACGAAGAGCAUCCGCUUAACUUUGUCACUGACGGCCCUUUCACACGACAGGUCUUUCAAUCAUUAACUAUGUUUCUAAAUACGCGAACUAGAUCUAUGCGCAAAACUGGAAUAUCGCAUAAAACAUUUGCGAAUUAAGAAGCCGAUGUGUCCAAGAAAACAAAACCAUCACUUCCUGAUAAACUGGCGACAAAUAUCAAAGCCACUGUGGCCAUUUUUUUAAUAAUAAAUUACUUCCGCCUCAAAAAAUGAAACGCAAUGAACGUGCGGUGGCUUUUGGCACGUGACUUUACUUGAUGCGAUUGCUGAGAUUUAUUCGGUGAAUGUGUUUCAAUCGUAAAUUAUGUUUCCAUACAAACACACAAUUUCGAUUUAUGCAUAAAACAUUUGCGAAUUAAGCUUUGUUCCCAUCCAGUAAGUCAAAAACAACAAAAUCGACCUUUGUCUUUCGUUUCCAUACAAAUACGCAAAUUAGAUUUAUAUGCAAAACUUGAAUACUGCAGAAGACAUUUGCAACUUCAGCUGUUUCCAUCCAGUGAGUUAUAAAAAAAAAUAUAUAUAUAUAUCGUCACUUGCUGAUAAACUGACGGCAAACACUAAAAAGAAAAAUGGAAUUUGAAUUGUUUUUCUUAUAUAAUAAAUUAAAUACGCCUCAGAAGAUGAAACACAAUGAACAUGCGUUGGCUUUUGGCAAAUGACUUUUUUGGAUGUGACUGCUGAGAUUUAUUCAGUAAAUGUGUUUCAAUCAUGAGCCGUUUUAAUAGAAACACGCAAAAUAUAUUUAUGCGCAAAACUCAAAUAUCGCAUAAAACAUAUGUGACUUAAUCUCCGUUACCAUACGAGUAUAAAUAAAAAAAUAAUAAAAAGAAUCUGCACUUUCUGAUAAACUGAUGCCAAAUAUCAAAAAGAAAAAUUUUAUUUGCUGUGGUAGAAGCCAAUGUUGGCUUUUUUUUCUUAUAUAAUAAAUUAAUUGCACCUCAGAAGACAUUAACUGAAUUAAUCUCAGCAAUGUUUCUAUACAAUUUUGCGAGUUAAAUUUAUGCAAAAAACUGGAAUAUCGCAUAAAACACUAGCGACUUGAACUCUGUUUCCAUCCAAUGAGUCAGAGUGUCUCCCAAUGAGUCACUUGCUGAUAAACUGACGUCAAAUAUCAAAAAGAUAAAUUUAAUGUGGUAAAAUUGCUGUGGUAGAAGCCAAUGUUGGCUUUUUUUCUUAUAUGAUGAAAUACUAGGAAUGCAAAGAAUUCGCGUGGUGGCUUUCGACACAGCUUCUUUUUUUUUUUUUAUUGAAACAUUAACCGAGUUAAUCGCUAAAAUUUUCUGUACAAAUAUGCAAAUUAGAUUUAUGCGAAAACUAGAUUAUCACGUAAAACAUGACACUUAAGUUCCGUUUCCAUCCAAUAGUUAAAGAGAUCAAAAUCGUCACUUGCUGAUUAACUGAUGCCAAAUAUCACAAUGACAAAUUUGCUGUGGUAAAAGCAGCUGCUGUGGACAUUUCUUCUAAUAAAAUAAAUACAUUUCACCUCAAAAAACAAAACGCAAUGAACGUGCGGUGGCUUUUGGCACAUGACUUUUCUUAAUGCGAUUGGUAAGAUUUAUUUGAUAAGUGGGUUUCAAUCAUAAGCUACGUUUCCAUACAAACACGCAAAUUUGAUUUAUGCAUAAAACUCAAAUAUCGCAUAAAACAUUUGCAAAUUAAGCUCUGUUCCCAUCCAGUAAAUCAAAAACAACAAAAUCGACCUGUGUGUUUCAAAUCACCUUAGUUACUUGACCUGUUUGUUUCGAAUCCCCUUAAUCACUUGACCUAUGUUUUGAAUCACCCUAGUCACAUGACCUGUUUGUUUCAACCACCUUAGUCAUGUGACCUGUGUUUUGAAUCACCUUAAGUCACAUGACAUGUUUGUUUCGAAUCACCUUAAUCACUUGACCUGCGUUUCGAAUCACCUUAGUCGUUUCGAAUCACGUGACCUGUUUGUUUCGAAUCACCUUAGUCAUGUGACCUGUGUGUUUUGAACCACUUUAGUCUCGUGACCUCUUUCGAAUCACCUUAGUCACGUGACCUGUGUCUUUCGUAUCACUUAAGUCACGUGACCUGUGUCUUUCGAAUCACCUUAAUCACUUGACCUGUUUGUUUCAAAUCACCUUAGUCACGUGACCUGUGUCUUUCGAAUCACCUUAGUUACGUGACCUGUUUGUUUCAAAUCACCUAAGUCAUGUGACUUGUUUCGAAUCACCGUAGAUACAGGACCUGUGUCUUUCGAAUCACCUUAGUCAUGUGACUUGUUUCGAAUCACCGUAGAUACAGGACCUGUGUCUUUCGAAUCACCUUAGUCACUUGACCUGUGUGUUUCGAAUCACCUUAGUCACUUGACUUGUGUUUCGAAUCACCUUAGUCACGUCACCUAGGUGUUUUGAAUCUCCUCAGUCACAUUACCUGUAUGUUUUGAAUCUUGUUAGUCACGUGACCUGUGUAUUUGGAAUCCCCUUGACCUGGCUGUUUCGGAUCAUGCGUCAGUGCAUGGUUUUCGAAACACUUACUCUUCGGGAUCUCGACAUUGUCAAAACGUCAGUUUCAUGUCAGCCAUCCCUACUUUUCGCACAUGACUCUUUUGAUGUGAAUGCUCAAUUUCUUUGGUAAAUGAGUUUCUGUUACAGUUCAUGCAAAUGAUUUUGUGACUAACAAAACAUUCAUCCUACUCAAGUUUUUAAUGAGCAUUCUGAAUUUACGCGCAUCUUUCCAUGAAGCGUUUUUAUGAGAUAUUCCAAAACGCGCAUUAAGAAACAUAGUUACCGAUCUCUUUAGCCUUCAUCAAAAGCAUAGCAGACAUCAUCUAUAAUGUAACUAGGCAGCAAGAAUGAGAAAAAAAAAUUUACCAAAUGACCAUAACGAAAUGUAUGAGAACAGUCCUGCUUAUUUGUUGAAAAUAUAGAAGAUGAAUGUGUUUCUCUCUGAAUGUGAUGACAUAAGCAGAUGCUCAGCGUUUUUCAUCCUGCUUUGGAAUGUCACAAUGGCUGUUUUUUAAUCAAAAAUCAACUGAAAAGGCAAAGCAAAUUUGACAUGGAAUGCUACAAUCUAAUAUUCGAGCUUAACCCUUCAUGCUGUAGCAUAAAGUGACAUCGACGAGUCGUCUGAAAGGGCCUCAAGCAAGAGGAAUUGUUUCUGGUCAGUAUUUAGCCUAUGUCUGAUUCUCACCUCUCGGCAGGAUAGAGACUGCAGGCGGCUUUGAUAUCUGAAUAUGUUGUUGUGGCUGCUGUGAGGUUACCAACUCUUCAGCUUAUUUUCUUUUUUAAUUUUACUUCAUCAAGGCGCGCGCAUCAUUUCUAAGCCUAUGGGCAGGAUCGAUGCAACGAGCAGGAGUGGUGUAAAACUGAAGUAAACCAUGUAGCAAAAUGUA